This is a messenger RNA of Glycine soja, 1136 nucleotides long. RefSeq names its product transcription factor PRE6-like. The transcript is spliced from 2 exons. NCBI's taxonomy places the organism in Eukaryota, Viridiplantae, Streptophyta, Magnoliopsida, Fabales, Fabaceae. The record is from RefSeq and is a predicted model, not a curated record. Gene Ontology annotation, molecular function: protein dimerization activity. The coding region runs from base 609 to 890 and encodes 93 amino acids. Gene Ontology annotation, biological process: regulation of DNA-templated transcription; regulation of growth.
CAAAACCCUAUUAAUAACAAGCCUAGCCCACUGCUUUCUCCCAUGCACUACUUGUCCUCUUCAACUCCCAAUACCCACUAGUUCCCUAUAGACUCAUCACAUUCUCCAUCUCAACCCUCCUUAAUUCUCAUUCCUCACCCUCCUCCUCCUCCUCAACUAAUUUUAUAAUAAUUAAAAAACCAACAAACAUGUACACUUUCUUAAUUUAAUUAAUUUCUACUCUCUUUUUAUCCUACCUUUCUAGUUACCUCUUCAAUUCCCUCUUAAAUAUUCCCUCUGCUUUGCUUCCAUACUCAUACUCAUAUCCCUCUCACUCUCUUUUUGAGAUAAGUUUGUUUAGUUUCAUUUUCUGUGAUUCUCCUCUGACAACCCCCAUUUCCUGCUUCUUGGCCCUCCUUUCCCUCAGACCCUUGCUCUCUCAUCACUCACUCACUACUACUACAACAACAACAACAACAACACACUCUCUUUCUUCUCUCAUUUUUAAUUCUCUUCAAUUCCUGAAGCUAAUUAAGAGGUAGUAGCUCGCAACAGCAAAUAUUUCUGACAUAAACAUCAUCACAAAAGGGUAGCUGCUAGUGGUUAAAUUGUUCUCACAUUAAUUGACAAUGUCUAGCAGAAGAUCUCGUUCUAGACAAUCCGGUGCUUCCGCUGAGAUCACAGAUGCUCAAAUCACCGAUCUCGUUUCGAAGUUACAACAACUUAUCCCUGAGCUUCGUGCUAGGCGCUCCGACAAGGUUUCAUCUGCUAAGGUAUUGCAGGAGACAUGCAACUACAUAAAGAACUUGCACAGAGAGGUUGAUGAUCUAAGUGACCGAUUAUCGGAGCUUUUGGCUAACACAGACUCCAACAGUGCUCAAGCAGCCAUUAUUAGGAGCUUACUUAUGUAAUAGUCUGGUCUAGUGCAUUUAUUUGUGUCGUGUGCAUGUCCAUGUCUCUCUCACUUUUUUUUUAUCACUCUGGGUAGGGUUUGGUUUGUACUUUGUAGACCAAGGCAAAGGACUACCAUCGUAUCCAUAUGUGAAUUAGUUCUUAAUUAGUUUUAAUUAUUAUGUGGCACUUUGUAGUAAUUAAUUAUCACCAGCUUCUACGGCUGUAAAUAAAAUGGACUACAUCUUGAUGUGUUCUAAUUAUUA